AUGGCCUCCAACCCCAACGAUGUCUGGCAGAAUCCCUUGGGAUCGCGAUAUGCCUCCCAAGCAAUGCUAAAACUUUUCUCCCCACGCACAAGGGCGUCCACCUGGCGCCAACUAUGGAUCUGGCUUGCAGAGGCCGAGCAGGAGCUGGGACUUGCAAUAUCGGAUGAAGCGAUCACCCAGAUGAAGGCCGCCCAGGUAUUUUCCGACGAAGACUUUCCGAUUGCGGCGGAAGAGGAGAAGCGGCGAAGACACGAUGUCAUGGCGCAUGUGUAUGCUUAUGGUCUGAGGGCGCCGGCCGCUGAGAAGAUCAUCCACUGGGGUGCCACGAGUUGCUAUGUUACCGACAAUGCUGAUUUGAUCUUCCUACGAGACGGGCUGAACAUUCUGUUACCAAAACUCGCCAAGUGCAUCAAAAAGCUCUCAGACUUUUCGCUCGAGCAUCGGUCGCUCGCUUGCCUGGGCUAUACGCAUGGUCAGCCAGCACAACCUAUCACUGUCGGACGAAGAGCUGCUCAGUGGGUCGAGAGCUUGUUGAUGGACCUCCGCAAUCUCGAACGCGCCCGAGACGACCUAGUCUUCCGAGGUGUCAAAGGCACAACCGGGUCUCAGGCUUCGUUCCUGCAGAUCUUCAAGGAUGACCACGACAAAGUCAAGAAGCUCGAUGACCUCGUCACAGCCAAGGCAGGCUUCAAAAACCACUCGAUCAUCAGCAUCCAGACUUAUAACCGCAAAACUGAUGUCGACGUCUCUAACGCCCUCACCUCGUUUGGCACGACAUGCGAACACAUCGCCACCACAAUCCGCCUCUUAGCCACAUUCAAGGAGCUCGAGGAGCCAUUUGAGAAAGACCAGAUUGGCUCGUCAGCCAUGGCAUACAAGCGCAAUCCAAUGCGGUCAGAGCGUAUCUGCUCCCUCGCCCGCAAGCUGCAGACACUGAACCAAGGAUUUGCGCAGACAUACGCCCAUCAAUGGUUCGAGCGAUCCUUAGACGACUCGGCCAUUCGGCGCAUCGACAUUCCGGAAAUGUUCCUUCUGGCAGACGCCUCUGCAUCCUCCUCGAUAACGUCUCCUCCGGCUUGGUAG
This is a messenger RNA of Cyphellophora attinorum, 1083 nucleotides long. RefSeq names its product Adenylosuccinate lyase. Gene Ontology annotation, biological process: 'de novo' AMP biosynthetic process. The transcript has a single exon. NCBI's taxonomy places the organism in Eukaryota, Fungi, Ascomycota, Eurotiomycetes, Chaetothyriales, Cyphellophoraceae. The record is from RefSeq and is a predicted model, not a curated record. Bases 1 to 1083 code for a protein of 360 amino acids. Gene Ontology annotation, molecular function: (S)-2-(5-amino-1-(5-phospho-D-ribosyl)imidazole-4-carboxamido) succinate lyase (fumarate-forming) activity; N6-(1,2-dicarboxyethyl)AMP AMP-lyase (fumarate-forming) activity. Gene Ontology annotation, cellular component: cytosol.